Necator americanus (New World hookworm) is the source of this 252-nucleotide messenger RNA. RefSeq lists its product as uncharacterized. Gene Ontology annotation, cellular component: U1 snRNP; pICln-Sm protein complex; catalytic step 2 spliceosome. Bases 1 to 252 code for a protein of 83 amino acids. NCBI's taxonomy places the organism in Eukaryota, Metazoa, Nematoda, Chromadorea, Rhabditida, Ancylostomatidae. Gene Ontology annotation, biological process: spliceosomal snRNP assembly; mRNA splicing, via spliceosome. The transcript has 3 exons. Gene Ontology annotation, molecular function: RNA binding. The record is from RefSeq and is a predicted model, not a curated record.
AUGUCAACUCUUCAACCUGUAAACCCAAAGCCUUUUCUCAAUAGCCUUACAGGAAAGCCUAUCGUGUGCAAAUUGAAGUGGGGCAUGGAAUACAAAGGGAUUCUGGUGGCUGUGGACGGGUACAUGAAUCUCCAAAUGGCAAACGCAGAAGAGUACAUCGAUGGAAAUAACACCGGAAAUCUUGGCGAGAUCUUGAUCAGGUGUAACAAUGUGCUUUAUGUUGGAGGUAUUGACGCCGACUCCGACUCAUAA